Molecule: messenger RNA, 594 nt
Organism: Uncinocarpus reesii 1704
Lineage: Eukaryota; Fungi; Ascomycota; Eurotiomycetes; Onygenales; Onygenaceae
Exons: 3
Coding region: 1-594 (197 amino acids)
Source: RefSeq, a predicted model, not a curated record
AUGUCUCAUCAAUAUCACAGCGACGAGAGCCAGCAAUACGCGUACAACAGAAGUGGCCAGUAUGGCUUGUCCCAGCAAUCCUUCCAGUCAUACCCGCAUCAACUCCUUCCGCCGUACAACCCUCACUCCGCUGAUCAAUCGCCGUUGAAUUCCUCGUACACCUGCUCCCAGCCUCUCUACCCGCAGUCGCCUCCAAGUUCGUUGGCGUCUCCUGGAUAUCAGUAUCCCCAGCAAUACGCGGCGCAAUCGAGGUAUUCGCCCUCGAACCGAUUCUACUUUCACGACUCUCUUCGGGAAGUGGAAAUAGAGAGCCAGGAAUCGUUCAAUGAGCAUACCAUGCUAUCGGAGCCUGUCAUUCCACCUCUCGAAGGCUUUCCAGACGUCAGGGAAUUCGAUCAACUGAUGAAAAGCUAUGUAGAUGAUUUGUCCGUCAAGAAGCAGGAUAAGGCCCUCAUUCACUCAAGAAGAGCUCGAAAUAUCAGAAUCGUUCUACUGGACCCAAAAGACACUGCGAUUGAAUCGGCCCAGUUCAGGUUCUGGGUGAAGAAAAUGUUCAAACUUGAGCCUAAUGACGGCAGAACUCCUGAGGUAUAA